Molecule: messenger RNA, 1048 nt
Organism: Manihot esculenta (cassava)
Lineage: Eukaryota; Viridiplantae; Streptophyta; Magnoliopsida; Malpighiales; Euphorbiaceae
Product: V-type proton ATPase subunit c''1
Exons: 4
Coding region: 103-651 (182 amino acids)
Biological process (GO): proton transmembrane transport
Cellular component (GO): proton-transporting V-type ATPase, V0 domain
Molecular function (GO): proton-transporting ATPase activity, rotational mechanism
Source: RefSeq, a predicted model, not a curated record
GUUUUCCUCCUUCGCAUAAUCGCGAAACCAGAUCGGAGAAACCUGAAAUCUUAAAUCCGAUUCACCAUCUCACUUUUGCGUCAUAGAGGAGACGAAGAAACAAUGCCAGGGUCCGCCAUGGUGGGUGAUUCAAGCUCCUGGUCGCGCGCGCUGGUGAAGAUCUCUCCUUACACAUUCUCCGCCGUUGGCAUCGCCAUCGCCAUCGGCGUCUCAGUCCUCGGCGCCGCCUGGGGGAUUUAUAUAACUGGAAGUAGUUUGAUUGGUGCUGCGAUCAAGGCUCCUCGGAUUACUUCUAAAAAUCUCAUCAGUGUAAUCUUUUGUGAGGCUGUUGCUAUAUAUGGUGUUAUUGUGGCGAUUAUUCUACAAACAAAAUUAGAGAGUGUCCCUACUGCACAAAUAUAUGCCCCUGAGUCCCUUAGAGCUGGAUAUGCAAUAUUUGCCUCUGGGAUCAUUGUGGGCUUUGCUAACCUUGUAUGUGGUUUAUGUGUAGGAAUAAUUGGAAGCAGCUGUGCACUAUCUGAUGCUCAAAACUCCUCACUUUUCGUGAAAAUUCUUGUGAUUGAGAUCUUCGGGAGUGCACUCGGGUUGUUUGGUGUGAUUGUGGGAAUAAUUAUGUCAGCUCAAGCGACAUGGCCUGCAAAAGCAGUGUAAUUGCGGUUCUUAUCAGAACAUGAAAAAUCAAUUAUGACAGAGUGCAAUAUAUUUUUUAUGUAAUGCCAAAUGAACUGUGUACUUUUAUUCUUUUAAUGCUUUGUGUUAGGCAUGUAAAAACUGAUGUGAAUGAUGCUUUUCUUUAUUCUAGACUUCGCCGCAUUUUUCCAGCUGAAAGAUAAGAACUUGAGCAAAGAAGUACCGUUGCAAUUUGAAGGAUGGGUGUUUCCAUACUAUUUGCUUAACUUUUGUAGUCGUUUGAAUGAGCUGUUUCGAGUUGUGGAUGGCUAGACGCCUCCUGAUUGUAUAUUUUGGCCCUGUAGAGUUGGAAAGGAGGAUGUUUAGCUUUACCAGUUAUCAGUAAUAAAAGGCACUGAUCAUUUUUCAGCCUAAAAAA